Molecule: messenger RNA, 2547 nt
Organism: Podospora anserina S mat+
Lineage: Eukaryota; Fungi; Ascomycota; Sordariomycetes; Sordariales; Podosporaceae
Exons: 3
Coding region: 1-2547 (848 amino acids)
Biological process (GO): fructose 1,6-bisphosphate metabolic process; fructose 6-phosphate metabolic process; canonical glycolysis
Cellular component (GO): mitochondrion; 6-phosphofructokinase complex; cytoplasm
Molecular function (GO): fructose-6-phosphate binding; 6-phosphofructokinase activity; ATP binding
Source: RefSeq, a predicted model, not a curated record
AUGCCUUUACCUGACACACGCUUUUUACUUCGGCCUUUCUCCAUCGUCAUCUAUCCGAUCUGGACGCUACUGGCCUUUUUCUACCGCCACUCCCCCCUCCGUUUCCUUUCCUCGACUCUCCAGCCCCUUUUCGGACUUCGCAACACCACUGACAUUGACCCCGAGACACCCGAGCCAACAUCUACUACCAACAUGUCGGCCAAGAAGAAAAUCGCCAUCAUGACCUCGGGAGGUGACUCCCCAGGCAUGAACGGCGUGGUGCGCGCCUGUGUGCGCAUGGCCAUCCACAUGGGCUGUGACGCCUAUUGCAUCUACGAAGGGUACGAGGGCUUGGUCCGUGGCGGUGACCUCAUCCGGAAGAUGAAUUGGUACGAUGUCCGCGGGUGGCUCUCCGAGGGCGGUACUCUCAUUGGAACCGCCCGGUGCAUGGCCUUUUUCGAACGCGCUGGUCGCCUUGCUGCUGCCAAGAACAUGAUUCUACACGGCAUUGACGCCCUCAUCAUCUGCGGAGGAGAUGGUUCCCUGACUGGCGCGGAUCGAUUCCGUGCCGAAUGGCCCUCGCUGCUCGACGAACUCGCUGCCAAUGGCGAAUUUACCACCCAGGAGCUUCAGCCAUUCAGACAUCUCAACAUUGUCGGUCUCGUCGGUUCCAUUGACAACGAUCUCUCUGGUACAGAUGCCACUAUUGGUUGCUACUCUGCGCUUGCAAGAAUCUGCUAUGCUGUCGAUCUCAUCGAGGCGACAGCCUCUUCCCAUUCCCGCGCUUUCGUCGUCGAGGUCAUGGGGCGGCAUUGUGGCUGGCUUGCUUUGAUGGCCGGUGUUGCGACGGGUGCCGAUUUCAUAUUUAUUCCGGAGAAACCUAGGGAAGACAACUGGAGAGAGGAAAUGUGCAGCAUCGUUGAGCAUCAUCGCAAAAUCGGCAAGCGGAAAACGAUCGUGAUCAUUGCCGAGGGAGCACUCGACAGAGAGGGGAACAAGAUCACCCCGGCAAUGGUCAAGGAUCUUCUUGCGGACAAGGACGGCCUCGGACUCGACACCAGAAUCACGACACUGGGCCAUGUUCAAAGAGGCGGGACAGCUGUUGCUUACGACCGUAUGCUGGCGACACUGCAAGGUGUUGAAGCCGUCAAGGCUGUUCUCGAGGCCACCCCUGAGACAAAGACCUGCGUCAUUGCCAUCACCGAGAACAAGAUUGUCAGAAAGCCCCUUAUGGAUGCGGUACAAGACACCAAGAAGGUGGCCAAGGCAAUCGAACGGCAGGACUUUGAGGAGGCCAUGGGUCUACGGGACGCCGAGUUCUCGGAGCAAUACAAGUCGUUCAUGAUGACUACGGCGGUCCAAGUAGACAAGGAGCUGUUGCUGCCAGAGAAGGAAAGAAUGAGGAUUGGGUUCAUCAAUGUCGGCGCGCCCGCCGGCGGUAUGAACGCUGCAGUGCGCGCUGGUGUAGCUUACUGCUUGUCCCGAGGGCACGAGCCGAUGGCGAUUUACAACGGCUUCGCCGGAUUUGCCCGGCAUCAUGCCGACAACCCUGGAGCUGUCCGACCCUUCAACUGGCUUGAGGUGGACGGAUGGGCCAGCAAAGGUGGCUCGGAAAUUGGAACGAACCGCGAGCUUCCAGGCGAGUCCGGCAUGGAGACCAUUGCCAACUUGAUUGAGCAGUACAAGUUUGACGCUUUGUUCCUCAUUGGCGGUUUCGAAGCUUUCCAUGCUGUCUCUCAGUUGCGCAAGGCUAGGGAUCAGUAUCCAUCCCUGUGCAUCCCCAUGACAUUACUCCCCGCCACCAUCUCCAACAAUGUGCCAGGGACAGAAUACUCGCUCGGUUCGGAUACUUGUCUGAACGAACUGGUCGAGUAUUGCGACAAGAUCAAGCAGUCUGCCUCGGCUACCCGGAGACGUGUCUUUGUCAUUGAGACGCAAGGUGGACGCUCUGGCUACGUUGCGACGCUCGGUGGUCUUGGUGUUGGUGCGUCGGCCGUGUACACCCCGGAAGAGGGUGUCAGCCUCGAUAUGCUCGCUGCGGACGUGCGCCAUCUCAAAAACGUCUUCGCCCACGACCAGGGCCAGAGCCGUGCCGGUCGCCUCAUCUUGAUCAACGAGAAGGCUUCCAAGGUGUACAAUGCCAAGUUGAUUGCCGACAUCCUCCGCGAAGAGUCACAUGGCAGGUUCGAGAGUCGCGAGGGUAUCCCUGGUCACAUGCAGCAGGGUGGUGUACCGUCGCCCAUGGACAGGUGCCGGGCUGUCAGGCUGGCCAUACGGUGUAUCCAGCACCUGGAGCAGUUUGGCCGCAACGUGCACAACAGGGUCAAGGUGGACCCCAUGAGCACAACGGUUAUUGGCAUCAAGGGCGCGAGCGUGGUCUUUACGCCUGUUAAGCAGGUUGAGGAGGAGGAGACGGACUGGCCCAACAGACGGCCAAAGGCGGCGUACUGGCUGGGCAUGAAGGAGAUUGUCGACAUUCUGGGUGGCCGUCCCAAGUAUGAGCUCCCCGAGUCGGACUUGACUGGUAUCAAGGCGAAGGAUGUCAAGCGUGGGAUUGUGCCGCCUUGA